AUGUGUUGCUCGUUCUUAGGACAAGUGCUCUAUGGAGCUAUUAUGUUGGGCACAUUGGGUCUCACAUUAGGGGCUAUGUUCUCUUCAGGUUGGUCAGAAAUAAAAAGUGAUUUCAACAACGAUAUAAUUACUGGAAUACCUCAUCCAAAAACUUUAUUUGCUUUCGUAUGCGGUUCUGACGAUGUUGAUGCAAAGGCAUGCAAGGAAUAUUUUGACAGUCUUCAAACAUGGAUGAAAGCAGUUAUAGUGUUGAUGUGUUUAUCAGCUGUUGCUGAGGUUAUAGCCCUUAUCUGGACAAUAUUUACCAUUUUCGCAUGUUGUUGCAAGAAAUAUGUUGUCCAUCCUCUGCCUGCUGUGGCUCUACUUUUAGCAAUACUUCUUGCUGCUGCGUUAAUCAUCUUUGGAAUUAACAGUGGUGAAGGUAUAGUAGGAGGAUCAGGAUACAAAAGUGAACUGGGAUAUAGCUUUUACAUGGCAUGUGCUAGCCUUCUUGGUGCAAUUAUUGACAUUGUCGUUGGAGCUUUGACAGCUGCACUUGCCCAAAAGGAUCUGUAA
This is a messenger RNA of Enterobius vermicularis (human pinworm), 555 nucleotides long. The record is from the annotation of a GenBank genome assembly. Lineage: Eukaryota; Metazoa; Nematoda; Chromadorea; Rhabditida; Oxyuridae.